This is a messenger RNA of Lolium perenne, 770 nucleotides long. RefSeq names its product N-alpha-acetyltransferase MAK3. Gene Ontology annotation, molecular function: protein-N-terminal amino-acid acetyltransferase activity. The record is from RefSeq and is a predicted model, not a curated record. Gene Ontology annotation, cellular component: NatC complex. NCBI's taxonomy places the organism in Eukaryota, Viridiplantae, Streptophyta, Magnoliopsida, Poales, Poaceae. Gene Ontology annotation, biological process: N-terminal peptidyl-methionine acetylation.
AGGCUAGCCCACCGGCUUGUCCAACAGCCCGUGCGUCCCCCCUCGUCCAGCUCUCCAUCGCCGCCGCCGAUCUUGGCUCAUCCUCCGGCGACUUAUGUCGGCGGCAGUGAUGCCGGAGACUGCCCCCGCCGAGGGCGGAAGCUCAUCCAGCGGCGGGGAGGAGAUCGCGUAUGUUAGUUACGGAGGGGAGCAGCACCUCCCACUGGUGAUGUCGCUGGUGGACGAGGAGCUGAGCGAGCCCUACUCCAUCUUCACCUACCGCUACUUCGUCUACAUCUGGCCUCAGCUCACCUUCCUCGCGUUCGAUGCCAAGGAUGGUAAGUGCGUGGGGACUGUGGUCUGCAAGAUGGGGGAGCACAGAGGCUCCUUCAGGGGUUACAUCGCCAUGCUCGUCGUCCUCAAGCCCUACCGAGGCCGAGGAAUCGCAACUGAACUGGUUACUAGAUCCAUUCGUGUAAUGAUGGAAUCUGGCUGUGAGGAGGUGACGCUUGAAGCAGAAGUUACAAAUAAGGGUGCCCUCGCUCUGUAUGGUCGCCUUGGCUUUAUCCGAGCAAAGAGGCUGUACAGGUACUAUCUAAAUGGUGUUGAUGCUUUCCGUCUCAAAUUACUAUUUCCACGCCCCCAACUUGGUCUACAUCCGAUGAUGGUGGGUGAGGAGAGAGAUGAACAACACAUGGAUUCGCCAUAUUUGUGAUAAUAUUGUACCCUACUCAAAAGUGGAAUCAGAUGGAAACGAAUCGUAUUUAUUUUGUGAUCCUUUUCCUGUUUCA